This is a messenger RNA of Chilo suppressalis (striped riceborer), 3802 nucleotides long. The record is from the annotation of a GenBank genome assembly. NCBI's taxonomy places the organism in Eukaryota, Metazoa, Arthropoda, Insecta, Lepidoptera, Crambidae.
GUCGAGGCGGCCUGGCUCGGACUCUCGGAGCGCACAGUUCGCAGCACACACUCAUACUCGGGCUGACGGGAUCGCGUCGGCACCACGCGUUUACCAGUGAUAGAACAAGAUGAAGGGUCGCCUGUUAAUCCUGGCCCUGGUAGUAGCGGUGCUCUGCAGCGUCGACGCGCAGCAGAAGCAUCGGCGUCGUCACCGGCGCCUGCGCACCACCACCACGGAGGCGCCCGCGGCGGCGGGAGCUGCGGUGGCGGCAGGGAGGGUUCCCAGCCCGCCCGAGGAUGCGGAGGCUGAGCAUUUGGAGCUCGGCAUGGCGGAGAGACUCGACGAGGCGCGCUUCCAGGAAUCCGAGAAGGCUCGCGUCAAUGAAAUAAUGAAUGAGAACGGACAAUCGCCCGACAACGACGUAUUCCUUGAUGACCCCUGCCUGAAGGUGCACUGCAGCGCGGGCCGCGUGUGUGAGAUCGACGAGCAUGGCGACGCCGUCUGCAACUGCAUCAAGGACUGCCCCUACGAGACGGAAUCCAGGCGGAAGGUGUGCACAAACCACAACGAGACAUGGUCUUCUGACUGCGAGGUGUAUCGCCAGCGGUGCCUCUGCCUCGACGGCUCCGAGCUCUGCCGCGGCGCUAAGUACCACCAUCUGCAGAUCGAGUACUACGGCACUUGUAGGGAGAUGCCGGAGUGCACCGAGAGCGAGAUGUCCGACUUCCCGCGGCGCAUGCGCGACUGGCUGUUCAACAUAAUGCGCGACAUGGCCGAGCGCCGGGAGCUGACCCCCCACUACCUGCGCAUGGAGAGGGAGGCCGAGAACAAUCUCACGCGCCGCUGGACCAACGCCGCCAUCUGGAAGUGGUGCGACCUGGACGCGCACGACAACGACAGGUGACAUAUUAUAUCGUCAACAUAAUGCGAGACAUGGCCGAGCGCCGGGAGCUGACCCCCCACUACCUGCGCAUGGAGAGGGAGGCCGAGAACAAUCUCACGCGCCGCUGGACCAACGCCGCCAUCUGGAAGUGGUGCGACCUGGACGCGCACGACAACGACAGGUGAUAACCUCGCCUAGUCAUGGCCUUCAUCAUCACAGCCUUACGACGCCCACUGCUGAGCAUAGGCCUCUCUCCCAAGGAUCUCCACAUCGAUCGGUUCUAUGCCACGUGCAUCCAUCGGCUUCCCGCGACCUCCACCAUCGUCAGUCUUGUGCUUUGGUGGGGGGUCUUCCAACCUUUCCGCCCCAGCGGCCAUCGGUUCUCCUCGCUAUGUGUUUCGCCCCCUACCACUUCAGCUGAGCAAUCCUUCGAGCGAUGUCGGUUACUUUAGUUCUCCUGCGAAUUUCCUCAUUUCUGAUUGUAUCACGCAGGGAUAUACCAAACAUCGCUAUCUCCAUUGCCCGCUGUGCUACCUUGAGCCUUUUUAUGAUACUAAUAGAUCACGGGCUUGUUUCCAUACAUAUUAUGUCGUCAUCAGCCCGGCAAUGGGCUAAUUUCCAUUAAUAUUUACUUGACAACCUCCGUGGCCGAGUGGUUUGUACGCCGGGUUUCAUGGUGUCGCCGACUGGAGAGGUCCCGGGUUCGAAUCCCGGUGGGGGCAGAUGUUUGUGUGAUGAAUACGAGCAUUUGUACUCCAGUCAUGGAUGUUUAAUAUGUAUUUCUAUAAAAAUAUAAUUAUAUAUGUACUGUAUAUGUAUUCUAUACGUUACCCUAGUAUCCCAUAACACAAGCCACACAGUGCUUACUUUGGAGCUAGGCUAAUUGGUGUGAGUGUUGGAAAUAUUUAUUUAUUUAUUUACUUAUAAAUGUGUUCCGUUAUCUUGAAUUGAUUAGAUAAGAUCUGGAUCACAAAACACAGAAAAAGAUUAGAAUGGCCUUGUGGGCGGGGCAGGCAGCGCGCCACGUGAGCUUGGUUCUGAUUGCGUCGUUGCUCUCGGCUGUGAGCGCUGAUUGGUUCGAUUGUGCUGUCGUGUCGUUUGAUUGGUUAUAUCUAUAAAGUGGAAGUGUAGUGGGGGCGAGCCGGCGAAAUCGGUUCCCGUACAAUUGGUCUAAUCACCCUUCUAACCUCUUUCUGUGAUCUGGAAUAUUAUGAUGCAUUUGUAGCAACAAUGCUUUUUUUCUGAUAGGAGAUUUAGAAAAGUCUAGAAUUCGGUUAAUAUCAAUAUAUUGAUACAGAGUACGUUUCGUUUCGUUGCGACCAGCGCUAGCUUCACAAUAGCCAUCGAGUUUGAAUCGCACAUUGUUUUAACUACUUGUACCAUAAUCAUAUUAUUUAUCAUCAACAAGCUGAAACAACAGACGUUGUUCUACACGAUAAAAAUAUAAACACCCCAAUACGCUACUGCAGCGCCAUCUAUCGGAUAGAGAGGUUUGAGUAAAACUUUUCUAACGCACAACUUUUAUUCAUCGUUACUGUCAUCCAUUAUGACAAACUAAAAUUAUUUACCAUUUAACAGUAUUUUGUAAGUUAAUACCUUAACUCUCUUGUUGUGAUUUAUUCCUAUCUCUUUUUUUCAAUUUUCGUAAACAACAAUAAGUCAAAAUUUGCUGAUGUUAUUUGUUUUAUCUUUGUUUUUCUCUCUAUGAUUUUAAGUACAUGCAAUGUUGUGUGGUGUACACAGAUUCGUGUCCCGUCACGAGUUAUUCCCGAUCCGCGCUCCUUUGAUGUCGCUGGAGCACUGCAUCGCGCCAUUCCUGGAUCGAUGCGAUGCCGACGACGACCACCGCAUCACCCUCGCCGAGUGGGGCCGCUGCCUGCAGCUCGACGAGGUAUGACCAUUUUUCCAAUAUCGCGGCGCGAGCGGCAAAAAUCGGGUGGCAAAGUCGAAAUUCGGAAAGAACACCUCAAAAAGACACCCGGCAUUUUGUGCCAAAUUUGUAUACUUUUUUAAUUUUUUUAUCUGUGUUUCAUAAUUGGGUAACGCAGUCUGGCAAUAUUUGUCAUCAGCAGCUAGCUGUCAAUGUCAAAUACGUAGGUUUGUCAAUAUAACCUCUAUAUGUAGCCGGGUCGUCAAGACAAAUAACGGAUAAAAAGGCAAUCACAGCAGAGAACAUUCACAAUCACAGUACGCGGGAGCGGAUGAGAAAUGCGAAUGAUUUUUUUGUUUGUAUUUUAGGAUUGUCAAAUUGACAUUUGGUUUUUUAUUUAGAAAAAGCAAAGGAAUCAUGGUUUUUACAGUCACUUCAGUAAUAUUUUGAAGUAAAAUUCUGUCCCUUGAAGAUUUAGGGUUUCCAUAUUAAAAAAUAUUAAUCAUUAUAUAACUUCUUUCCACGAUUCACUAAAAAUAAGGCAAAAGUAGUUUUAUGUAGCAAAUAAUUUUGGCUUUAUUUUGAGACCAAAAUCAACUGUAUACAAGUUUAGCAUUUUUUCUAUGAAAAGUGCCGGAUCUCCUUUAUAAAACUAUCAAUUUUCAAAACUCCCGAAAAACUUUCUGACUAAACUAUUACCCGCAUGCAUGAAUAACAUAGAACUGUGUUGACUCAAAAUAAUAAAAGGUCAUUUUUUGUCACAGUCCGAGCUGGAAGACCGAUGCGAUGAGUUCACGGAGGACUCAGAGUCGGCCGCAAACGACGCGUAGUGUUUGAGCAGACAGCGAAGCAGUCACUGCCAUUAUACCGCUAAAGAAAUUAAGAAAACAACUCGUCUUUUAACCAAAAUGUUAAAAGUUAGUUUUAGAACCAACAGGAGUUACUCUUAUGGUGUAAUAUUGUAAAUAUACUGUGAUGAUGAUUUUACCAAAAACAGUAAACUGUACUAUCUUAAUGAUUGAAAUUAUGAAUUUGUAAUUAUUUUUAAUAAACAACGUAAUUUUAAG